This is a messenger RNA of Cladophialophora yegresii CBS 114405, 3624 nucleotides long. RefSeq names its product structural maintenance-chromosome 3 (chondroitin sulfate proteoglycan 6). NCBI's taxonomy places the organism in Eukaryota, Fungi, Ascomycota, Eurotiomycetes, Chaetothyriales, Herpotrichiellaceae. Bases 1 to 3624 code for a protein of 1207 amino acids. Gene Ontology annotation, molecular function: ATP hydrolysis activity; protein binding; double-stranded DNA binding. The transcript is spliced from 3 exons. The record is from RefSeq and is a predicted model, not a curated record. Gene Ontology annotation, cellular component: chromosome. Gene Ontology annotation, biological process: mitotic sister chromatid cohesion.
AUGCAUAUCAAACAGAUCACGAUCCAAGGCUUUAAGAGUUACAAGAAUCAAACAGUGGUCAACCCGUUCUCGCCCAAACUCAAUGUCAUUGUCGGUCGCAAUGGCUCAGGCAAGAGCAACUUCUUCGCCGCGAUCCGCUUCGUCCUCAGUGAUGCCUACUCUCAGAUGGGUCGAGAAGAGCGCCAGGCCCUCAUCCACGAAGGUUCCGGCUCCGCGGUCAUGUCGGCCUACGUCGAGAUCGUUUUCGACAACUCAGAUGGCCGUUUCCCCACGGGUAACGACGAGUUGAUCCUACGCCGCACCAUUGGCCUCAAGAAAGACGAAUACUCUCUCGAUCGCAAGAACGCAACCAAACAAGAUGUGAUGCAGCUACUGGAGAAUGCGGGCUUUUCGCGCGCAAAUCCCUACUACAUCGUGCCUCAGGGUCGCAUCACACGAUUGACCAAUAUGAAAGAUUCGGAACGUCUGGAUGUCCUGAAGAGCGUCGCUGGCACACAACAGUUUGUCGCAAAGAAGGAAGAGUCCCAGAAGAUCAUGGUUGACACGAACAACAAGAUGGCCGCAAUUGACCAGACCUUUGACCAGAUCAAUGAACGUUUACAGGAGCUCGAGGAUGAGCAGAAGGAGCUGCGAGAGUUCCAAGAUGCCGAUCGCCAGAAACGCGCCCUGGAAUACACCCUCUUCCAUCGGGAGCAGGAUGAGAUCAAUAGAGCCCUGGCGGAAUUAGAGGAAAAGCGCGUCGGAGGCAUAGAUGACGCAGACGAGAAUCGCGACCGUUAUGCCCAAGGAGAGGAUGAGUUGGCCAAGAUAACCCACCAGAUCCAACAGCUCAACCAGCAAGUCCAGACGGCGCGCCUUCAGAAGCGACAACUCGAGGAAGAAAAGCGCGAAAAGGCCAAAGCAAGAGCUCAAGUCGAAUUGGAGGAGCGAAAUCUCGUCCAUGGACAGGCGGCGGCGCAGCGAACCAAGGAGACCCGUGAUAAAGAGCUACAGCAAGUGCGGAGCCAGAUAGAAGAAAUUGAGGAAGAGCUUCGUACCAUCGUACCACAGUUUAAUGCCGAGCGCACAAAGGAACAAGCGGUUAAAACACGACUGGAGGAAGCAGUUGCGAUACAGCAGCGGCUAUAUGACAAGCAAGGACGAAGCGCCCGGUUCAAGACUAAGAAGGAUCGGGACGCCUGGCUGCAAGCACAAAUAGACGACACCUUCCAGUCACUAUCUCGGUUCAAAGCCACUCGUAUGCAGACCGCCGAGGGUAUCGCCGAGGAUCAGAAGGCUAUUGCUGCUCUUGAGAAGGAGAUCGAAAGUCUUCAGCAACGACUCGGGAGCCAGGAUGAUUCCACCGACCGACAAAUUCAAGCAGCUCAUGAGAAGAAGGAAGCGCUCAUGGACGAGCGGAAGAUGCUAUGGCGCAGAGAGGCCCAGCUCGAUUCAGAAUAUGCCAGUGUCCAGGACGAUCUACGAAAAGCCGAGCGAAAUUUGUCGCAUAUGAUGGACGGCAAUACCAGUCGUGGUCUGGAUGCCGUGCGGCGAAUCAAGGAGCAGUACAAGCUUGACGGGUGCUACGGUACGCUUGCCGAGCUGAUUGAUGUCCCUAUGCAUCACACCGCUGUAGAGGUCACGGCUGGCAACUCCCUUUUCCACUAUGUCGUCGACAACGAUGACACGGCCACGAAAGUGAUGGAGAUUCUGAACACAGAACGAGCCGGUCGUAUCACUUUCAUGCCGCUCAAUCGACUGAAGCCAAAGACGGCGAAUAUUCCCAAUGCACAAGAUGCGAGACCACUCAUGUCACUCAUCAAGUACGACCCGAUGUACGAAAAGGCCGUUCAGCAAGUCUUCGGAAAGGCCAUCAUUGCUCAGAACCUCAGCAUUGCGGCGCAGUACGCUAGGACACAUGGCCUGACAGCUGUGACACCCGAAGGCGAUCGAUCCGACAAGAAGGGAGCUCUGACCGGUGGCUACCACGACGUCCGCUCGUCAAGGCUCAAGGCCACGAAAGCGGUUAUGGCUGCUCGCGAGAAAUUCGAGGCUGUCAGGACCGAGGGCAGGGAGAACAAGCGGAAGAUAGAGAAGAUCGACCAGACCAUCACAAUGGCUAUGGGCGUAGCCCAAGUGCUCGAGCAACAAAAGAACAAAUCACAAGGGAAUCAGAGGCUGCUGAGGCAGGAGAUCCGCAAUAAGACGGAAAUGCUACAGCGGAAGAGGGAUGACCUUGAGGCCAAGCAGAAGCAGGAAGCAGCCAUUGCCGCGCAGGUCAAGAUUUUGACUGACAAGCAGAGUGCUGAUCAAGCGGAGCUGAAUACAGACUUUAAGAAAGCACUGUCACCAGCUGAAGAGAAGCAGCUUGAGAAGCUCACUGCAGACAUCCAAAAGCUGAGGCGCGAGUACAAUGAUGUAUCCGCUUCGAGGGCAGAGAUCGAGACCAGAAAGGCGGAUUUGGAGGUCCGACUCAACUCGAGCCUGAAACCACAACUUGCGGCUCUCGAAGGCGAUGACAUGGACGCAGAGGGCGAGGGGGGUGGUACUCUGCGCUCCAAGAGGGCGGAGCUGGCACGUCUGACCAAAGAGCUGGAUUCCGUGCAGAAAGACCUGGACGAACUUGAAGAUCGGCUGGAAAGUUCGGCAGCCCAGAUUGCUCAGCUUGAGAACCAAGCAGCUGAGACGAGACGACACCAAGAGGAACUCGCCAAGGCCAUUGAGCGACAUCAGCGGCGCCUGGAAAAGUCGGUCCAGAAGAAGGCUGCUCUUCUUGCCUCGAAGCAGGAGUGUGCCGAGAACAUCCGAGAAUUGGGUGCCAUCACCGAGGAUCUGCGAAAGAGAUACCAGACCACCAGCUCCGAGGCCAUCGUGAAGAAGCUGCAAAAGGCGAAGGAGUCGCUGAAGAAGUAUAGCCAGGUCAACAAGCAUGCCUUUGAACACUACCGCAAAUCCAUGAAGCAGCGCGAGGAGCUGGAAAGCCGGAGAACGGAGCUCGAGGCGGCGAAGAAAUCAAUCGAGAAUCUCAUCAAGGUGCUCGACCAGAGAAAGGACGAAGCCAUCGAGCGCACCUUCAAGCAAGUCAGCAAAGCGUUUGCCGAGGUCUUCCAGAAGCUGGUGCCAGCCGGUCGUGGCCGCCUGGUCAUCCAGAGGAAGACCGACAAGGGACACGCACGAGACGAGGACGAAGAGUCAGACGCCGAACCUGUCAACAAGCGCGGCGUCGAAAACUACACCGGCGUGGGCAUCAGCGUCAGCUUCAACAGCAAGCAUGACGACCAGCAGCGCAUCCAACAGCUCAGCGGCGGGCAAAAGAGUCUUUGCAGUCUCGCCCUCAUCUUCGCCAUCCAGGCGACAGAUCCGGCCCCGUUCUACAUCUUCGACGAGAUCGACGCCAAUCUCGACGCGCAGUACCGCACGGCUGUCGCUGAUCACCUGCUGUACCUGGCCAACCGGGCGGACCUGGAGCCUGAAGACGGCGACGGACGACCGGUGGGUGGCCAGUUCAUCUGUACCACUUUCCGGCCGGAAAUGCUGCGGGUCGCGGACAUGUGCUUUGGCGUGCGGUUCGGGAACAACGUCAGUAGUAUCAGGCAGGAGACGAAGGAGAAUGCGCUGGAUUUCAUCGAGAGCCAGACUCAAUGA